AUGGCGGAGAGCAUAAUAUUCGAGAGGGAUAUUGCCAUCCCCAUGGAUGAUGGAUUGAUACUUCGAGCAGAUAUAUUUCGACCUAAGGAGCAAGGGCCACACCCUGUAGUGAUGACACUUGGACCAUAUGGGAAAGGAGUGCCCUACAGGGUGGGCUACAAGCAAGCUUGGGAAUGGCUCAUUUCGACACAUCCCAAUAUCCUUCCUGGCUCGUCGAGAGAGUACACAACAUGGGAGACUGUUGAUCCUGAGGUCUGGGUACCCUUUGGAUAUGUAGUCAUAAGAGUUGAUUCAAGGGGUGCUGGACGCAGUCCCGGAAAGAUAGACAUCCUCAGCCCUCGUGAAAUUCGGGACUACUAUCUUGCAAUUGAAUGGGCCGGUACACAGACAUGGAGCAAUGGAAAGGUUGGGCUGAAUGGAAUCUCCUACUAUGCCGUUACACAGUGGCUGGUAGCAUCACUGCAGCCACCGCAUCUAGCAGCAAUGAUCCCUUGGGAGGGCGCUGCCGAUUUUUACAGAGACAGCUGGCGACAUGGGGGCAUUCAAUCGAAUGGAUUUUUCGAAGCCUGGUUACCGAAACAAGUACUAGCGGUUCAACAUGGUAACCCGGACAGCGCUCAUGACCCGUGGCUGAACGAACGCUCAACUGGACCGGAAACUCUCUCAAAAGAGCAACUAGAGCAAAAUCGCACGGAUCCGGUUCGGGAGACAUUGGAACGUCCGCUAGACGGGCCAUGGUACCGAGAACGGUCAGCGGACUGGAGCAAAGUCACCGUUCCGUUCCUAUCUCCCGCAAGCUGGGCGGGUUUCGGUUUACACCCGCGUGGAAAUUUCGAGGCAUUUACGCAAGCAGCUUCAAAACAUAAAUGGCUUGAAUGUCAUCCAGGGAGACAUGAAGAAUGGUUCUAUAUUGACAAGGGCAUCGAUCUUCAGAAGAGAUUUUUUGACCAUUUUUUGAAAGGGAUCGACAGCGGUUGGGACAAGCAACCUCCUGUUCUUCUAAACUUACGUCGACCAUUUAGCAACAACUUCGAAGUGAGGCACGAGACGGAAUGGCCACUAACAGGGACUAAGUGGUCUCCAAUAUAUCUGGACGCGCAGGAUUCUACGAAGCAAGCAAUGUCAUGGGAACCCUCAAAGAAGCCCUCCCAGACAAAAUUCAAGGCACUAGGCGAACCUAUCACGUUCAUGUCCAGUCCAUUGCAGGAAGCCACGGAGAUCACCGGCCCCCUUGCUGCCAAGAUCUUUGCUUCUUCAUCGACUACGGAUAUUGAUCUUUUCGUUACAUUCCAAGCUUUCUCUGACGGCGGCCGCGAAGUCGAGUUUCAGGGAACUGUUGAUCCACAUACUCCACUUGCCCAAGGCUGGCUGAGAGCUUCCCACAGAAAGCUUGACAAGGCAAAAUCACUUCCGUAUCGACCGUUUCACAGCCAUGACGAAGCUCAGCCUCUCGAACCAGGUAAAGUUUAUGAGCUCGACGUUGAAAUAUGGCCCACAAACAUUCUCUUACCGGCCGGCUAUAUGCUUGCACUCCAGAUCAGCGGCAAGGACUUUGAACGACCACUGCCUCCGGAUCAAAAGUAUGAGGGCUACGUUACCCUGGGGUCGGGCCCUUUCCUCCACACCUCGCAAGAAGAUCGCCCAGCUGACAUUUAUGGGGGUGAAACGACAAUCUACACGGGUGCUGAUACGUCGUCUUAUCUGUUGCUCCCUGUGAUUAGCCGUUGA
This is a messenger RNA of Exophiala aquamarina CBS 119918, 1728 nucleotides long. RefSeq lists its product as uncharacterized. The transcript has 2 exons. The coding region runs from base 1 to 1728 and encodes 575 amino acids. Gene Ontology annotation, molecular function: dipeptidyl-peptidase activity. NCBI's taxonomy places the organism in Eukaryota, Fungi, Ascomycota, Eurotiomycetes, Chaetothyriales, Herpotrichiellaceae. The record is from RefSeq and is a predicted model, not a curated record.